Molecule: messenger RNA, 333 nt
Organism: Daldinia loculata
Lineage: Eukaryota; Fungi; Ascomycota; Sordariomycetes; Xylariales; Hypoxylaceae
Exons: 2
Coding region: 1-333 (110 amino acids)
Source: RefSeq, a predicted model, not a curated record
AUGCUUUUCUCUAAGCUCUACCUCGCUGCUACGUUCCUGGCUGGUGCCUUUGCUGUGCCCCUGCCGAAUAAUGAAAACAUUAACAGCCCAACCUACAGCAUCAUUGCCUACUCCAUUGGCAAAGAUGCAAAGCGCGACAGCGCCCUCUCCACCGAUAGAAACCUAGCUCGCGCGGCGGACAUAGCUCUAGCUAAGCGCGAGGAAGCUGGUGCCGAGUACAGCGUCCUCCUAUACUCGAUCGGGAAAGAAGAGAGGGACGUGAAGGAGAAGCGAGAUGAGUAUAGUGUUCUUGUGUACUCUAUCGGUAAGGAGGGGGAGGUUGAGGAGAAGUAG